AUGUUGAAUACGGAGCUAUACCUCGCCCAGGGGCCCGAGAAUAUUCGAGACGUCUUUAGGAACUCGUCGAUAUGCAGUCAGAUCUUCUUACAUAAGUUCGUCCUUGGAAGGGUUUUUGGCAUGCCUGAGAAAGCCCUCAAGUUGUAUGACCGAGACAAUUCGGGUUAUCGCUGCAAACCUCGCCCUGGCACUCAUGUCGAGCCCCGCAAUCGGAUCGACUACCUUUCAUUUGGGCCUAUAACUCGAUUCCUCUCUGGCGCUGGCAUGAGAGCCUUCUGGUUCCGGUACGAGCUAGAGCUCACAAAACGUCUUCACGAUCUGCCAUUUAAUACAGAUUGGACACAUCUACCCGAUUUAACGCAGAUUUUCGAAGUUGAUGUCUCAGCUGCAAACACUAACGCUCUCUGUGGGCCGUAUCUAUUGCAGCGCAACCCGGACUUUCUCGAGGAACUAUGGAAGCUCGAUCGUGGAAUCGACGUGCUAUUCAGAGGCAUGCCUCGUAUUCUCGCACCGUGGUUGUAUGCGAGGCGAGACAGGCUACUCGCUGCGGUUAAGGAUUGGCAAAAUUACGCACGUCAGAACUUUGACGAGUCAGCUCUUGAUGAGAACGGGGAUGACCCUUUCUGGGGGAGCAGAAUCUUUCGCGACAGAGACAAUGUCCUCUCCCAGAUGGAUGGCAUGGACCAUGAUGCCUUGGCAUCAGAGGACUUUGGUGUAAUCUGGUCGUCGACACGCAAUUCUGUAGUUGCUGGCCUCUGGACCGUCCUUGAAAUCUUCAACGAUGCCGCCCUUCUCAGAAGGGUGAGGGAGGAGGUGGGAAAAUGCACAACUGCUACUGGCAGUGGGUUUGAUAUCGACUUGUUGCUGGCGAAUCCCGUUCUCCAGUCGAUUUACGCCGAGGUCCUUCGCAUGCGCGUGCAUAUGCUGAUCACGCGCAUCCCGCAGUUCGAUGACUUGCGUAUCCAAGAUUGGGCAGUGCCGUCCAGAAAGUUGCUGGUGAUGAGUUCGACGGUUGCUCAUAUGGACUCCGAAGUAUGGAAUACUGGCGAGAACAAUGAGCAUCCUCUCGAUACCUUUUGGGCCGAACGCUUCCUGCAGUACGACGGAAAUCCCAUUAGUGGACCACUUAAGCCUACUCAUCUGUCUCAAACAAAAUCCGUUUCUGGUGGCUACGGAAUGCCGGGUCAAUGUCCUGUGGGAAAAGCCUCUUACGCUAUUAAAGACGUUCAGGGGAUAUGGUUCCCCUAUGGUGGAGGACCUAGGAUGUGUCCGGGUCGUCAUUUUGCCAAGCGUGAUAUUAUAUUCACGGCAGCGGUUAUGGUUACUUAUUUUGAUAUUGAGAUCCUUACGGACGUACGUUCUCUCCAGAUGGAUAUGCGUGGUUUCGGUCUGGGCACUAUGGCUGUAGCUGGCAAGGUCCCGGUCAAGAUCCGGAGAAGGGGUGGCUAG
Messenger RNA from Purpureocillium takamizusanense, 1449 nucleotides. RefSeq lists its product as uncharacterized. The record is from RefSeq and is a predicted model, not a curated record. Gene Ontology annotation, molecular function: steroid hydroxylase activity; heme binding; iron ion binding. NCBI's taxonomy places the organism in Eukaryota, Fungi, Ascomycota, Sordariomycetes, Hypocreales, Ophiocordycipitaceae. The transcript has 2 exons. Bases 1 to 1449 code for a protein of 482 amino acids.